GUUUUUUAUUGUUUCGUUUAAAUUUAUAAAGUGCAUAAAUAAAUAAUGGGUUCAAGUUCAAAAGAAAGUGACAAGUGUUGUGUAAAGAAUUGUGAUAAUACUGCAAGGAAUUCUAAGUAUGGAUUUUAUUAUUUUCCAUCAGCUAACCCUAAUUAUCCACAUAAAGUUCUAAAGCGCGAACUGUGGUUAAAAGCAUUGGCAAAAUUGGAGCCAGACGGGUCAGUUUGGAUUCCAAAAAAACGGAGUAGAAUAUGUAGUUUCCACUUUGUUGGAAAUAAAAAGUCUGAACAUCCGGAAAGUCCAAGUUACAUCCCGACUAUUUUCGACAAUUCUACGAAAACUUUGAAGAGAGCAACAUCUUCAUCUAAUCGAUUUCAAAGACUUUUAAAAAGAAGAAUGCAAAAUUCAGUUGAUUCUGAUCUAAAUAUUAAAAAAUCGAAAGUUUCAGACGCUAGGAAUUUAUUAGCAAAUUUAAGUUUGCAAGAUGAACAUUCUUCAAUUCGUGAUCAGGCAACUUGUGACGUUGAAACCAACGUUAAUUUUUUAUCAGAUGAUGACGAUAACACAGAUAAUUUUCAGAAAAGUAAUACCAUUUUUAUUUGUAUUAACCACCCCCUAGCGGAUCGCUAUCUACUAAGUAUACACCAAAUAUACACGGUGUAUACGCGGCGUAUAUACACUGAGUAUACACUAAGUUUACACCAAAAAUGUUUUUCUAAGUCCAAUUUUCAUAAAAAUUUCUAAGUGCUGUAAGC
This is a messenger RNA of Microplitis mediator, 755 nucleotides long. RefSeq lists its product as uncharacterized. Lineage: Eukaryota; Metazoa; Arthropoda; Insecta; Hymenoptera; Braconidae. The coding region runs from base 46 to 744 and encodes 232 amino acids. The record is from RefSeq and is a predicted model, not a curated record. The transcript has 3 exons.